This is a messenger RNA of Striga hermonthica, 1116 nucleotides long. The record is from the annotation of a GenBank genome assembly. NCBI's taxonomy places the organism in Eukaryota, Viridiplantae, Streptophyta, Magnoliopsida, Lamiales, Orobanchaceae.
AUGGGCGGGGUGACGUCGUCUAUGGCGGCGAAGUUCGCAUUCUUUCCGCCCAAUCCGCCGUCGUACGAGGUGGUUCACGACGGCGCGACAGGGCUGCUGCUGCUGAGCCCGUUCCCCCACCGCGAGAACGUGGAGGUCAUGAGGCUGCGGACGCGGCGUGGGUCGGAGAUAGUGGCGGUGUACGUGCGGAACCCGAUGGCGACAUCCACCUUGCUUUACUCGCAUGGCAACGCCGCUGAUCUUGGGCAGAUGUACGAGCUGUUUAUCGAGCUUAGCAUACAUUUGCGGGUCAAUCUCCUCGGGUAUGACUAUUCUGGCUAUGGACAGUCAUCUGGGAAGCCCAGUGAGCAUAACACAUAUGCAGAUAUUGAAGCUGCAUUUAAGUGUCUCGAAGAGAAUUAUGGUACCAAACAGGAAGAUUUGAUACUGUACGGACAAUCAGUUGGGAGUGGGCCCACCUUGGAUCUAGCGGCUCGUCUUCCUCGUUUAAGAGCCGUUGUUUUACAUAGUCCUAUACUAUCAGGCGUUAGAGUUAUGUAUGCUGUAAAACGCACAUACUGGUUUGACAUCUACAAGAACAUCGAUAAAAUGCCUCAGGUUAAUUGUCCGGUUCUCGUCAUUCAUGGGACGGCAGAUGAGGUGGUGGACUUCUCACACGGCAAACAGCUGUGGGAGCUGUGCAAGCACAAGUACGAGCCCCUGUGGGUAAAGGGUGGGACCCACUGCAACCUCGAGCUGUACCCGGAAUACAUUAGGCACCUCAAGAAAUUCAUCUCGACUGUUGAGCGGGGCCCGUCCUCCUCCCGCAGGAUCAGCACGCGGAAAAGUACCGAGCAACUCGAGCCAUCAAGGAAGAGCACAGACUCGUCAUUGUUCGAGCUGCCAAGGAGGAGCACGGAUUGGAGGGAGAAGCCCAGGCACAGCACGGACAGGUUAGAAAGGACCGUGAAAAACAAUGGGCCCCAAAAUGGGGAUCGAUCGAGAAUGUCGUUUGAGCAGGUGGAGAGGUCGAGGAGGAGUGUUGAUAGUGUCGAGAAAUCGUGGAAGUCUGUGGUAGAUUAUAAUCAGUUUGAGAGGGGGAGGAAGAGUGUGGAUAGGUUGGAGAGAAUACGGUAA